GAACCGGAAGUUGCAAAUUUCGUAAAAGGUUGUGAAGAAAGCUAACGAAGAUGCAUCCAGAUUUGUCCCCUCAUCUUCACACAGAAGAAUGCAACUUCAUCAUUAGGGCAUUCAGAAGUUGUCAGGACCAGCAUGGUAUCCUGAAAUAUGUUGGUUACUGUGAUCCCUUGUUUUCAGAAGUACAGAAAUGUUUGAGGAAAGAGAGAAUAAAUCGUAGAAUAGAAAACAUAGAAAAUGACAAAAUGAAGAUGAGAGAAUACAGAGCAAGGCUGGCUAAGGGAGAGGCGUAGUCACCAGACAGUGUGGAAAAUCUGUGAUUAAAUGUGACGAUGGAGUGGGUAUACUUGUGUAACGAGAGUAAAAUGAAAGUGUGUUAUAUUCAUGACAGUAUUACAAAGUCUGAAAAGCUCAGAAUGACAGAGGAAAGAUUUCCAGAAUGGGUUGUGCAGUGAAUGAAAACAUGUGACACUGUAAUGUAUUGAGCAAGUUCAGAGUAUAAGAUUAUAAUUGUGUUCAUGGAUGUAUUUGUAAAGGGAAGGAAAGAGUAAAAUUUACUCUGUACUUUUAUUUGUUGUGUGAGGACAUUCUUAGAAGUAAGAAAUAAGCUCUAUAGUUAUAGUUGUGUGUAUGUGUAAAAGGGAGGAACUGUGAAAUUCACAAUUUUUUAAAAAAUAUUUAUUGGUAAUAUUUUUGAAACAUCCACUCUUUAGCUGUUAAAUUAUAUAAUUUAUCAAAAUAAAAAUUUAUAAAGAAAA
Molecule: messenger RNA, 755 nt
Organism: Saccostrea echinata
Lineage: Eukaryota; Metazoa; Mollusca; Bivalvia; Ostreida; Ostreidae
Product: COX assembly mitochondrial protein 2 homolog
Exons: 4
Coding region: 51-290 (79 amino acids)
Cellular component (GO): mitochondrion
Source: RefSeq, a predicted model, not a curated record